UGAAAUGAAAUGUUGUCAUAAACAUUGACCGUCACAAAUCAACAAACAAUUACUUUCCGUAAAGAAAACGAACAAAACCACUUGCGUUUUCGUCAGAAUGAUUUAGUCUUAUCCCUCUAACAAUAUGGUUCACCGGGUUCGCGCCGUGGUCAUUAUCAUUAAGCUAUCAUGCUUGUUGAGCUGUUGCUUACUGAUCAACAGUCAGAAAGUUCGUCUACGAAAAGCUAAACAAGCUGAACUGGAGGGCAACGUGGUGAUGCCAAAGUCAACGGAAGUCGUACCCUGCUCUUGUGCUAUCUUUCUAACCGGUCAGUUCAACAAGCAAAACCGUACGGAACCACCUCGAGGAAACCCAGCAAUCCAGCUGGAGCUAAUGCAAAGUUACCCCUGCAAUAGCGCAGGCAAUAAACAAUGCUCAAACCGGUGCCUGGAUGCCAUCCUCAAACAUUUACCGAAUUCUCCGGCAUUAAUAUGCGGCACAAUCGAUCGGGAUUGCUUCCGAGAGCGUGCUUACUUGUUCUAUCAGAACUGUUCCCCACGCUGGGUCAACACCAAUUUCUCGGCAGGACGAGAAUUUUGCUGUCAAAACGACCGACCCAUUCGGUGUACGAAAAUGGCCGCUCUCAUUCGAAGGACUCUGUUGGCAAGCAACUCUACCAACACCGCGAACGACGAACGCCUCGAUCCAACGACAGAAUAAAGAACUGUGAUAUUUACCGUACAUAAACUGGGUCGGGAUUAGUACU
Molecule: messenger RNA, 746 nt
Organism: Wyeomyia smithii (pitcher-plant mosquito)
Lineage: Eukaryota; Metazoa; Arthropoda; Insecta; Diptera; Culicidae
Gene: Fcp3C
Product: follicle cell protein 3C-1
Exons: 1
Coding region: 125-700 (191 amino acids)
Source: RefSeq, a predicted model, not a curated record